Molecule: messenger RNA, 2411 nt
Organism: Bactrocera dorsalis (oriental fruit fly)
Lineage: Eukaryota; Metazoa; Arthropoda; Insecta; Diptera; Tephritidae
Product: pickpocket protein 19-like
Exons: 7
Coding region: 424-2340 (638 amino acids)
Biological process (GO): sodium ion transmembrane transport
Cellular component (GO): membrane
Molecular function (GO): ligand-gated sodium channel activity
Source: RefSeq, a predicted model, not a curated record
ACAAAGCAAAACACACAAUAAAGCGCGGAAAUCACAACUGAAAGCAUAAGUCAGAAAACCGUUUAUGCACCUUGAGGCAGGCGUUGCACUGUCGCACCACACGUGUCACGGAGACCGUGACCUGUUUGAAUGUACUCAAAAACCCGCCAACUCAAUAGCGUGUGGACAAUUUUUUGCAAAUCUUUGUAAAUAAUCAUAUUUAUGGAACAAACGGUAAAUAUUUACCAGCGCAAACAGUUACACAAAUACACAAAGCACACAGACAUUAAUUGCUACGCAUAUUGAAAAACACACGCACUCACACACAAACUCAUAUCAAGUGAGACCCAACAGUCAUUGGAAGAGGAUGAGACGUGUAAAUAAUUUGCGGUCAGAAGUCUAUAAACCAUUGACUAGACAAACAUAGCGUCAUGGAAAGAAAGAAUGGAAGAAAAUACAAAACAUUUUCUAGCCAGCCUAGUGAGCUUUAGUUCUGGUUUACUUUCAGUCGACAUCAGACCGCCAAUCAAUCACGGAACAAUGGUUUAUCCAGCACGCUUUCAAGCACCACAAGCUAACGCGCUGCAGCUGUCCUACUCGCCGGGGCAUACGCCAUUACCACAGAAGCCGCGCAUGAUAAUACAGCUGCCGUCCUUGAAGAGUAUACGACGCACGGCCGGUGAGAUCAGUGCCUCCGCCUGGGAGCUGGCCUUCCGCUUCGGCCAGAACACGACAAUACACGGCGUUAAUCGGUUGUUUAGCAGACGCGCUGGAAAGUAUGAACGUUGCAUCUGGUUCCUUACCGUCAUGCUCGCUCUAUUCGGCGCUAUUUACGUCAGCAACUUGCUCUCCGAACGUUUCAGAGAAGGCCGAUUGGAGACUGUAGUGGAUAGCACGCGCUAUCCCAUCUAUCACGUCAGCUUUCCAGUAGUGUCUAUAUGCAAUAUGAAUCAACUAAAUUGGCAACGGCUGGAAGAGGCUAAGCGUCGUUAUCUCGAGCCCGAUGUGACACCGGAAAGUCAGGAACUCUUCGAGCGUGUUCUUGGCAGUUUUGAUAAUAUAAAGUUUGCCGGUUUUGAAAGUUUUAUGAAAUUCAAAAAUAUUUCUCUCGAUGCGUUGAAUUACGUCAACUUCACACAAGUAAUGAUUUUUAUGACUUGGCGUUGCGAGGAGUUCUUGAGUCAUUGUGUAUGGAAUCAUUUCCCCAUGAACUGUUGUGACAUCUUCUCUUUGCGACGCAGCAAAAAUGGUCUCUGUUGGGCUUUCAACUCUUUGGAAACGGAUGAGGGACGUCAGAAGCAAAAAGUCGAUAAGCUAUGGCCUUGGCAUACAGGCGCCGCCAGUCCAGGUAGUGGACUCAUCGUACGCGCACUUAUUAAUCCGAAGAAACACUAUCCAAGCAGCACCAAUGAGAAGGGAGUAAAUGUUAUGAUUUCGGAGCCAAAUGUGUGGCAUAAGGAUCCAAUCAACAUACUGGAAAAUAUGCACGCUUUGGUGGAGGUGGAACCCGAAAUGUAUUUCCAUGACAAUAGUACUCGUCGAUUGAGUACUAAGUCAAGAGAAUGCAUUUUCAAUGACGAAACUAAAUCAAAGUAUUUUCGCACACUUCAUGGUUACGUUUAUAUGAUUGAGAAUUGCCAAUCGGAGUGCCAUCAACAGUACUUGGUGAAAUUUUGUAAUUGCACGUUGGAUUUGCUAUUUCCACCUGGACCCUAUGCCAGCUGUCAAGCGAAGGACCUGUUGUGUUUGGCGCAGAAUAACGAUCGCUUUGUAUACUCUCGCCCCGAGGAGGAGGAGUUAUAUGUGCGCAACUAUCACGAGAGCAUGGUUUGUGAGUGUUACCGGAAUUGUCACUCGCUCAGCUAUAUGACGGAUGAACGUUCAACAUCGAUAUCGGAGGAAACGCGCGGCAAUCACUCAAUUGUCGUCUUAGAUGUACAUUUUCGUUUCCACACAAUCAUGGUUUUUCGCACGGGCUUAGUCUUCGGUUGGGUGGACUUAAUUGUCGCCUUUGGUGGACUUGCUGGUCUCUUUCUCGGCUGCUCGCUGAUUAGCACCAUGGAGUUGGCCUACUUUCUGCUCGUUGAUCUGCCCACCUUUGUACUGCAAAAAUAUCGCAACGAUAAGGGUAAAAUACAAAUUCAACAACGUGUCGGCGUUGGGUCCUUGCAACGGCUGUACAAAAACAAAAAUAGUAACUUGAAACCACAAUUCAACAUGAAAGGUCAACUAAUUCAACCCCAAAGCUAUGAAAGACUAUACAAUAAUAUCAAAAUUAGCCGGAGGCCGCCGCUUAUCACAGACUGGCAGGCGCCACAAAUCGCCAAAAUACACCAUUGGAGCAGCUUGAAUAACAAAUGAACUAUUUAGUGAUUUAAGUUAUAUUAAUUUUACAUACAAAUUGCAAAAAUUAUUGAUCUUAAGGCACGGUA